This is a messenger RNA of Lepus europaeus (European hare), 4170 nucleotides long. It is a transcript of the gene DNAJC22, whose product is annotated as DnaJ heat shock protein family (Hsp40) member C22. The coding region runs from base 385 to 1410 and encodes 341 amino acids. Gene Ontology annotation, biological process: endocytosis. Lineage: Eukaryota; Metazoa; Chordata; Mammalia; Lagomorpha; Leporidae. The transcript is spliced from 4 exons. The record is from RefSeq and is a predicted model, not a curated record. Gene Ontology annotation, cellular component: plasma membrane; early endosome.
CUCCGCCUGGACUGAGGUCCCGGCUGGUGGUCCCGACUGGCGGUCGCAGAGGGCGGGGGCUGGCAGGCGCACCUGGGCAGUAGUAUGAGGCUUUGUGUGGAGAGUCGAAGCCUGCCUGGGGAGGAGGUGGUUGCCGGGGCCCAGGGUGGUUUCCAGAACGUUUGUGUGCAAGCAGUUCAGGCUCUAUUUGACAUUUGACUUGCGGGGAAAUUGCGUGCUCUGGAGAGUUGCGGAUGCUGGAACGAGGCUUGAAUCCUGGGCCAGAGUCUAAGGAUAACUCUGGGCCCACAACAGCCAUGAUUCUCACAGAACACACCCUGAGAUUUCUGCACUCUGAGCAAUGUUAGAUGCCCCUGGACUUCUGCUGAGACCUUGCCCUGGAAGAUGGCCAAGGGGCUCCUGGUGACCUAUGCCCUCUGGGCUGUAGGGGGCCCUGCUGGGCUCCACCACCUGUACCUGGGAAGGGAUAGUCAUGCCCUGCUCUGGAUGCUUACCCUGGGGGGCGCUGGGCUGGGCUGGCUCUGGGAGUUCUGGAAGCUUCCAGGCUUUGUAGCUCAGGCCAAUAGACCCCAGAACCAGAGGCAGAGCCUAGGACGGGGAAUACCCCCCCUGAGUCCUAUUCGUUUUGUUGCCCAAAUCAUAGUGGGCAUCUAUUUUGGUCUUGUGGCUCUGAUUAGCCUUUCUUCCAUGGCCAGCUUCUACAUCGUGGGUCUCCCACUAGCAGUUGGCUUAGGGGUCUUGCUGGUGGCUGCUGUGGGCGGCCAGACCUCCGACUUUAAGAACACGCUAGGGGCAGCAUUCCUGACUUCUCCCGUCUUCUACGGCCGCCCCGUGGCCAUCCUGCCCAUCAGCGUGGCUGCCAGCAUCGCAGCCCAGAAGCACCGUCGCUACAAAGUGUCCAGGAAGUCGGAGCCGCUCAGUGCCCGGCUCUACCGCCUGGGCCUGGCUUACCUGGCUUUCACGGGCCCGCUGGCGUACAGCGCUCUCUGCAACACGGCCGCCACCCUCAGCUACGUGGCUGAAGCCCUGGGCUCCCUCCUGAGCUGGUUCAGCUUCUUCCCGCUCCUUGGUCGCCUUGUAGAGUCUGUCCUCCUGCUGCCUUACCGCGUCUGGUGGCUGCUGCUGGGGGACCCUGGUUUCAGCAGCAGCUCCUUCCAGGACUGGGAGAAGCUCUAUGAGUUUGUGCACAGUUUUCAGGAUGAGAAGCGUCGGCUGGCUUACCAGGUUUUGGGCCUUUCAGAAGGUACAACAAAUGAAGAAAUUAAUCGGCGUUACCGGGAGCUGGUGAAGCUCUGGCACCCAGACCACAACCGGCACCAUACAGAGGAGGCACAGAGGCACUUUAUGGAAAUCCAGGCCGCAUACGAAGUCCUGAGUCAGCCCAGGAGGCCCCGGGGAGCCAGGAGGUGACGGUCAUGUGUGGAAGAGCCCAGGAUGUCUCUGUAGAGGAAGACUGCAGAGGCCAGGACUCGGAGGGUGAAAUGGUGAACUUUUGCUGCAUCUUUCCCACUCAUUUUUUUUGUUUGUUUGUUUUUGGUGUGUGCAUCCUUCACACUGUUUCCUGGUCAUUGACUCUGAGAUAUUUUACAUAUAUGUGGAUACAUGUUUGUGUGUGGAAGGUUAAAGAAUGCAACCACACUUGGACAGACGUUGUCACAAGCUAUUGUCCCUCUCCUUGGCCAAUCCAGUUCUUAAAGAGAAUCAUUUACUAUUUUCUGAGCACUGGGCUCAUUCAUUCCUCUAAAAUCAUUUGCUACCCCUUGGAUGGCUGCCUUCUCCAUCUCCCCUAUACCCUGUAAAGAAGGGCAGGUGAGCAUCUUGCCCUCACUGGGUUGCUGGGAUAAUCACACAGUCCUCCCCCAUGCACACGAAUAUACUUGUGUAUCUUUUCUCCUGUUCAUCUGCCUGUUGCCAGUUUGCUCAAGCAAGCCUUAAGAUACCCUUUACACCAUUCAUUGGUCAAUAUUCUCUAAAGAUGAAAAAAAAUCAAGUAGAGGAGUACAAUCUUAGAUAUUUCAUUAAAAAUAAUAUUUUAAAAUUUACCAAUAGAUUUACUUAUGUACUGUGAAUUUAAGAUCAAAUUGACUUUAAUGCUUCUUUUAAGGUUGCUAAAGUUUUUUUUUUAAAGAUUUAUUUUAUUUAUUUGGAAGACAGAGUUACAAAGAGAGAGGUAGAGAGAGAGCAAGAGAGAGAGGUCUUCAUCCACUAAUUCAUUCCCCAAAUGGCCUCAACAGCUGGAGCUGGGCCAAUCCGAAGCCAAAAGCCAGGAGCUUCUUCUGGGUCUCUCAGAUGGGUACAGGGGUUUGAGCACUUGGGCCAUCUUCCACUGCUUUCCCAGGCCAUAGCAGAGAGCUGGAUCAGAAGUGGAGCAGUCAGGACUCGAACUGGCGCGUUGGCACUGCAGGCAGUGGCUUUACCCACUAUACCACAGCACUAACCCCUAUCACUAUUAUUUUAAAAAGACUUAUUCAUUUUGAAAGGCAUACUAAUACUAAUACUAAUAAUUAGAAAGAAAGAGAGAGAGAAACAUAUUACCUUCCAUCUGCUGGUUGCAACAGCCAGGGCUGGGCCAGGCCAAAGCUAGGAGCCAGGAAAUUCAUCCCAAUCUCUCACAGGUCCCCAAAUACUUGGCCAUCAUCAGCUGCCUUCUCAAGCACAUUAGCAGGAAGCUGCAUCAGAAGUGGAGUAGUCAGGACUCAAACUGGCACUCUGCUAUGGGAUGCUGGCAUUGCAAGCAAUGGCUUACCCAUUGCACCACAAUGCCAGCCCCUGUUAUUAUUUUUUUAAAAAAAAUUUUAUUCAUUUAGGGGCUGGCAAUGUGGUUUCCAGCUCUCUGCUAUGGCCAGGAAAAACAGUAGAAGAUGGCCCAAGUCCUUGGGCCCCUGCACCUGUGUGGGAGUCCCAGAAGAAGCUCCUGGCUCCUGGCUUCGGAUUGGCACAGCUCUGGCCAUUGCAGCCAAUGGGGGAGUGAACCAGUGGACGGAAGACCUCUCUCUCUCUCUGCCUCUCUCUGUCUGUAACUCUGCCUUUCAAAUAAAUAAAUACAUCUUUAAAAAUGACAAAAAGAAGUCAAUAGGAAUGAUGGGUUCCUGUGGUGGAGGGGUUAUGAGUGAUCCCUCUCCUUUUCUAUGUGGAAUGCCUGUAUCCCCAGAGUAUCUGGGUUUGAGUCCUGGCUGUAGUUCCAAUUCCAGCUUCCUGCCAAUGCAGACCCUGAAAGGCAAUAAGCUUUUUUUUUUUUUGACAGGCAGAGUGGACAGUGAGAGAAAAAGAGAGAGAGAGAGAGAGAGAGAGAGAGAGAGAGAGAGAAACAGAGAGAAAGGUCUUCCUUUUCCGUUGGUUCACCCCCCAAUGGCCGCUGCAGCUCAAGUAUCCUUGCCUGGGAGCUCUGGUUCGAGUUCCGGAUCCACGUUUUGGCCUGAUCCAGCCCUGGUUGUUGUGGACAUUUGGGGAGUGACCCAACAGAUGAAAGAUCUGUCUCUCUCCAGUUCUCUGUUUGUCUUUCAAAUUAAAUAAAUAAAUUCAAUUGCUUUCAACACUGGAUCCUGUUGUUAUUAUAGUUGUAGCUGAGGUUUGUGCUAAAAGGUUUGAUUUGUUAUCUACUGUCUGCCCUCUUGUGGACAUUGUUUUGGGGGGAAAAAUAAAAUAUUUAACUGCUUGAAGAACUAUAUAAUGAUCCACACCCAAACCCGAAAACAAUUCACCUGCAUCUCAAUCUUUGUUUUCAGUUAUUUGUUCUCAUCCAUAAACGUGCUUCAUUCUACGUGGCUGAAAUAUAUAAAGGAUAAUUUUGUUUCCUCUUCUCUGAUAAUGAUGAUGUCUUUAUGGAGAUAUGUAAAAAUACUUAAGAAUCAAUAGACAAUUUUGUAUAUUACUCCAACGUUGUUAUCGUGUAUAAUUUUUUUUACUGAGAUGUAUCCACAUACCAAGAAAUUCACCCUAUUAAAGCAUACAAUUUAGUGUUUGCUUUUUUUUUUAACAUAUUCACAAGGUUGUACACUCAUCUCCAUUCUCAUAUUCUAGAAAUUUCCACAGCCCCCCAAAGAAGCUCCAUACCUGCUAGCAUCCACUCUCCCAUCCCUCCCCCUCCAGCCCCUAGAAGCCUCUAAUCUAUGUUCUGUGUCUGCAGAUUUGCCCAUUCUGGACAUUUCAAAUAAAUGGAAUCAUACAGGA